Messenger RNA from Peromyscus maniculatus bairdii (prairie deer mouse), 1657 nucleotides. It is a transcript of the gene Vtn, whose product is annotated as vitronectin. Gene Ontology annotation, biological process: immune response; cell-matrix adhesion; cell adhesion mediated by integrin. Lineage: Eukaryota; Metazoa; Chordata; Mammalia; Rodentia; Cricetidae. Gene Ontology annotation, molecular function: polysaccharide binding; integrin binding; extracellular matrix binding. The record is from RefSeq and is a predicted model, not a curated record.
GGCAGGAACCCAGUAAACUAGCAACUCCUCUUCAGUUCGAUUCUUUUCUCAGGCGGGACGGCGAGACUCCGGAAGCUCCAAGCCCAGCUUGCCAGGCCCUCUACCAGAGGCCUGCCAUGGCACCUCUGAGGCCCUUUCUCAUACUGGCCCUGCUGGCAUGGGUUUCCCUGGCUGACCAAGAGUCGUGCAAGGGCCGCUGCGCUGAGGGCUUCGUGGCCAACAAGAAGUGCCAGUGUGACGAGCUCUGCAGUUACUAUCAGAGCUGCUGCGCUGACUACAUGGCACAGUGCAAGCCCCAAGUGACUCGGGGGGAUGUGUUCACUAUGCCCGAAGAUGAGUACUGGAACUAUGACUACCCGGAGGAGACCAAGAACGACACCAGCACCCGUGUACAAACAGAGAACACUUCUCAACACCCUGACCAACAGCCCCAAACUGAAGGGACUUCGAAGCCGACAUCUUUCCUCAAGCCCGAGGAACAGGCUCCUAUACUGGAGGCAAGCACCUCAGGCCCAGAAGUGGGGUACCAGGAGGUGACCACAAGCCCUGAGACCACUGAUCAAGGGACCUCUGACUCCCCAGAGGAAGAGCUCUGUAGUGGGAAGCCCUUUGACGCCUUCACCGACCUCAAGAACGGUUCCCUCUUUGCCUUCCGAGGGCAGUACUGCUAUGAGCUAGACGAAACAGCAGUGAGGCCUGGGUACCCCAAGCUCAUCCGAGAUGUCUGGGGCAUCGAGGGUCCCAUUGAUGCUGCCUUCACUCGCAUCAACUGUCAGGGGAAGACCUACCUUUUCAAGGGUAGUCAGUACUGGCGCUUUGAGGACGGUAUUUUGGACCCUGGCUAUCCCCAAAACAUCUCUGAAGGCUUCAGCGGCAUACCAGACAAUGUCGACGCGGCUUUCGCCCUUCCUGCCCACAGCUACAGUGGCCAGGAGAGGGUCUACUUCUUCAAGGGGAAGCGGUACUGGGAGUAUGUAUUCCGGCAGCAGCCCAGCCAGGAGGAAUGUGAAGGCAGCUCUCUGUCAGCUGUGUUUGAGCACUUUGCCUUGCUUCAGCGAGACAGCUGGGAGGACAUCUUUGCACUCCUCUUCUGGGGCAGACCCUCUGACGGUGUCAGAGAACCCCAAUUCAUCAGCCGGGACUGGCAUGGUGUGCCAGGAAAAGUGGACGCUGCUAUGGCUGGCCGCAUCUACAUCUCGGGCUCCGCACCCCACUCCCUGCAGGCCAAAAAAAAGAAGUCUAGGCGUCGCAGCCGAAAGCGCUACCGUUCACGCAAGGAGAGUGCCCGCCGCAGCCGCAGCCGCAGCCGCAGCCUGGACUCCCGUCGCUCAUCGCGUUCAAUCUGGUUCUCUUUGUUCUCUAGUGAAGAGAGCGGGCUAGACGCCUACAACUAUGAUUAUGAUAUGAACUGGCUCGUACCUGCCACCUGCGAGCCCAUUCAGAGCAUCUAUUUCUUCUCUGGAGACAAGUACUACCGAGUCAACCUUAGAACGCAGCGAGUGGACUCGGUGAACCCUCCCUACCCACGCUCCAUUGCUCAGUAUUGGCUGGGCUGCCCAGCUCCUGAAAAGUAGGAGUCAGAGCCCACGUAACAGAGGCGGGAGAAACUCAUCCUUCAGCCUUUUCCUCCCAGCCCAAUAAAGUCUGUUGGCCCUGA